This is a messenger RNA of Cynara cardunculus var. scolymus (artichoke), 727 nucleotides long. RefSeq lists its product as uncharacterized. The transcript has 5 exons. Lineage: Eukaryota; Viridiplantae; Streptophyta; Magnoliopsida; Asterales; Asteraceae. The record is from RefSeq and is a predicted model, not a curated record. Gene Ontology annotation, biological process: female meiotic nuclear division; male meiotic nuclear division. The coding region runs from base 26 to 727 and encodes 233 amino acids.
CAUUCGCUCACAUCCCAAGAAAAAUAUGGGCGACCUUCACUCCAUUCCAUCUUCCCUCUCUUACUCUAUGGACAUGAACAACGCUGCUCCUUUCCAUGAUUUGCAUUCAGAUGAUCUGUCAUCAGGUUAUCUUGAAGACGCUCUGCUUGAAUUCAGUAGUUCCAAACGCCGGCGGUUGCUUCUCUUCAAUGAUGAUCAUCAUAACCAAACCUCAUUUCCUGGCUACUGGAAUUCCAUCUCUCCUCAAGACUUGGAUAACUCUUACGAGAGCUUCUGCAAGUUGUAUGCAGAUAACAAUGCAGCAGUCAUGAAUGGAGAAGACAGAAGGAAGCGAGUAGAGGAGACGCAUUCAACAUCAUCUUCAGAAAGCAACAAAAGCAGCAUCCAUACUCACUGCUUCUCUCCUAAGAAGCAAAUGCUGCUUUCUUCACACCAUUCUCUUGGAGGAAGAAAUGAAGAGAGAAAGAAGAAGGUUGUAACAAGAGUGGUGUAUCCCUUUGCAUUGGUGAAGCCGGGUGGAAUUAAGGGGGAUAUUACAUUGAACGACAUCAACCGAAGAAUCCUAAUGCCCCCGACGAGACCCUUGAAGCAUCCAGUGGGGGACUUUGCAUGUCGGCCAUUGGUUUCGCCGGACGGAUUCGGCCUCUCCGGCAAGGCGGUCGUGGCUCUCACCAGAAUUCAUACACAAGGGAGAGGCACAAUCACUAUUAUUAAGACUAAAAAUUAA